Molecule: messenger RNA, 621 nt
Organism: Ostertagia ostertagi
Lineage: Eukaryota; Metazoa; Nematoda; Chromadorea; Rhabditida; Trichostrongylidae
Source: the annotation of a GenBank genome assembly
AUGACUGUAGAGAUUCAGAUGUCUUCCGAGAACUGUUCGCGUAACGAGAGUUACGACUUUGCUCGCUAUGCAGUCAUUGUCUACAUCGGUACUCCGAUCGCUCUGGCUGGAGUCGUCUGCAACUGCAUACCUCCUGAUCUGCUGAUGGAUUUGCUCUACAUUCCAUUUUUCACCGUCGACGCACUUGCAAUCUAUCAUCAAAACGAGUUCCUCUACCAUAUAUGGCACGUGUACGCGAUGCUGGUCUUCGGUACGAGUCGAAUGGUUCAAUUUGCCUCGACAUACAUGGUGCUAUGUGCAACAAUGGAACGAUUCAUUGUCGUGGCUGAAAUUCAUUCGCUCCAAUCGCUAGUGAGGGAAAACGGUCGUUACCUCACUAUAGGUGUGGUCAUUGUUUGUGUUCUGGGACUUCGAGUGCCGGCCUUUUUCGAGUACGUGAUCGCUUUCCGGCCGGAGUGCCCAAUCUAUAUGGUUCUGCACGUAUUCGUGCCUUUUGCCAUUCUGGUGAUUCUGAAUAUUUCGAUAGUCGCGCUCACGAAGCGAAAGCUCCAUGGAGUCAGCUGGGCAAUGACCACACUCAUCGAUAUGCCAAAAGUGACGGAGCUGAUUCGGAAAGGUUAG